UAAAUGAACGGUCUUUCGCCAUCUUACUCAUUGCACUGAGCGUUCGGGAAUGUGCGACUACCAGUAACUUAUCGUUUCGUUUCGCUGAUAGCGCGGCCUGCAUCACUGUAAUGACACUGGGUGUGUAUGAUGAUGCUCCAGGUUACAUAAGUGACAUACGCAUCUAGUGACGCACACAUACUUCCGCUCUGUGGCUAUCUUCUGGUUUGUUUGGUUGUCAAGCGCAACAACUUUGUAAGCAACCGACUAGUAACACAGCUGGCGUGUGGCUGGGGUGCAUGCGUGUCAAAAGAAAAACCACAGGCUCCACUACCCAUGACUGCACACCUUAGGACAACAUCAGCACCAACAUUGGGCAACAAUCCCUGCCCCUACAGAAUCUAUCGAUUUAUCAUUUAUUCAUUUAGGUUAUCCCUAAAGGAACAAGAUUUCAAUCUUUUAGAGUUUUAGUAUGGUUAUCUUUCUCUCUCCAUCUGCCCCCCUGCCCACCCCAAACCCCUAACCGCACCACCGCACACACCUCCUCCGUCCUCCCCCUCCUCCUCGGUGCAGUGGGGUGUCCGGCUGGCCAUCCUUUGGUGCCAUGAAUGCAUCUGAGCCGUGAGCAGAAGUGUGAGCACUGCACAUUCCUGGCAGUUCUAUAGGAGGAUUUCUGAAGGCCAGCGCCAAUGAGCCUGAUGGAAUCCAGCUUAAACAAACCCCAAGACUGGAGCUGGGGCCGCACGCAAUCUCAGACAAUGCAAGCUCAUUUACACACACACACACACACACACACACACACACACACACACACAAAGGAGAGUACUCACACUAAUGAGCCCCUUCUGUACAUUGUGUUACUCAUUCUUCACCAUCAAAAAGCUUUUGGUUAAAUAAACCUAUAGUGUCAAAUAUGAUGAUGAAGUUGUAUUUUAACAUGGAUACUGUAGGUAUAUAGUUUACAACACAGAGUUCUCGUGGACAUCAUUGCAGAUAUGCAAUAGCUUGAACCUAGAUUUCACGAGGAGAUCUUUAUGUGUUUAAGGUCCGCCUCUCAAGUGGGAGGUAGCCUGUACUAUACGGCAAAGGCUGUUACGAAAGCCUAUACACUUCUCCUAAGGCUUGGCACAUUAGCUAGAGUAAGCAAUGCUUGAGUCUAGUCUGUGCUGCAGACUUCAGCUGUCCAGCUCUCUGUGCAUUAGAGAGGAAAAGAAAAGAGAGAGACGCAGGUAGACACAUCCCGGUCCUGCAGCCCAUCCUGACGGUCCAUGCUCCUGCGCCUGCCUGUGUGUGUCAGGUGACCAGGCGGGAUGGAGGCGGGGUCCAGCAGUCAGAGCGCUGAGGAGGCGGGUCUUACCUCAGGGGAGGAGCCACAGCCUGAGCCACCACGCCGUGGGAGGGGUCGGCCACGCAAACAGCAAGAGGAGCCUGUAGGUCCUCCUCCUCCCAGGAGACCUCGCGGGCGACCCAGAGGAAGUAAGAACAAGCAGGUCACACCCAAGAAGGUAGAGCCAGUGGGCCAGAGAAGGCCACGUGGUCGUCCAAGAAAAUGGCCACAGAAAUUGAGUGAGGAAGAGCAGCAGGCUCGUGUCAAAGACGUUGCUCCACCCCCUGCGCCCCCCUCUCCCACAGCGCCUCCACCCGAGCAGGGGGGGUUGUGAAGGCGGCUGGUGCUGCCUCAGGAGAAUCGGUUGGUCUGUCUCUAACCUCCCUAGCCUCCACACACACACACACACACACACACACACACUCACACACACACACACACACACACACGCAGCAGUCACAUCGGGUUUGCCUCACACAGGUGCACUGAUCCCAGCCCCCCCCCCCCUCAGGAUGUCUUCACACACACACACCGUACACAACAACGCCUCCACCCCUCCAGCUCUUCUACGAAUGCAGAAUACUCAGGAUCUCCACUCUGGACAAAGCACAAGAGUUUACAUUUAUCUGACAAUGCUUGAAGAAUCGCAUCAGUGUUUUUAGGAUAAAACGUUUCAUGUUCUUCUCAAAAGGUGUAUGAUUGUUAUUUUUAAGCUGUGUGCAUCAUUACUGUAAGCUUCGAAAAAUUGGUGUGACCGAAUGUCUGGAAAGUUGGAUUAAUCGUUUCAAAAUGAAAUACGGGGCACAUGAAAUCGAAAUGAAUUUGUAUUUGACAAGAAAAAAUUCAUAUUGUUCAAAUGAAUGAAAUUAAUUUUUGAAAUAAAAAGAUAAAUUAGACAGUGUAUUAAUCUUUGACAAUAAUGCAAACAAAUGGUUAAGUCUGUAGUCUGCACAGUGCAUUUAAAUCAACCUAUGGUAAUGGUAAUUUAUGGCAAAGUAUGAAAAAUGUUUCUGUUUCCAUUCUCACUCACAAGAUGAUGUGGUUUCUGAAGCGUCAUUUACCUCCUUGAUCUUCUGUCUUCUUGGAAGUCAUACACAACCUUUCAAUGGAAGUGAAAUUGAGAGCGUGUGAUUGGCUCUCCUCCUGCAUAGAUAGCUGUCAGCAUAAGGUUUUUUUUUUCUUUACUGUAUAUGAUACAUUGACCUGAUACGUGUAUAUAUAUCUCAAUUUUUCUUUCAUUCACAUUCAUCUCAUUCAUAGUUUAUUAUUCUUUGGUCAAUCAUUGCUAGUUUUAAUGUAAUUCAUUUACCUGCAUUCCCUUUCUUUCACACAUUCCCUCUCUGUAUCCCUUUUAUACUGGAUGUAUCAGUGGGAUAUAAAUAUAUUUUAAAAUGUAGAUAUCUUUCAAAUUUCACAAUUUACACACAACAGAUCAUUUUCCUGCACAUAGCUGUAAUACCUCAUAGUAUACACAGUAUCCUAUUUUUCUCAUUUUUUAAUUGUCAUUGAUUGGCCCACCAUACUGGUUUUGCAUGUUACUAUGACAGUGUGUACUAUUUUACAUGUCCUACUCACAUACUUCAUAAUGAUUAUGAGAUCUCUCUGUCAGAAAUACGUGGAUGAUACCCCUGUAUUCAGUGCCUCAGCACAACUCAGUACCUCCAAAGUUUCAGAUCAUGCUCACACUAAGAGUGAGUGCUCCUCUGAGCCCAGAAUCCUUCAGCACAACGUACCUACUUGAUCUACUCUUCAGACAUCACCUACGUGAACAAUGCAAGUCCGCUGAGAGAUGCUUCUGUUUAGCCUGUGGUACCAAUGUUCUCGCCUUCAAUCCCUCCCCUGCCCCACUUACUGCCAAUUACUGUACAUGUUGGCCCUCUCUGUGUGGAAUCAUGAGUGAUACCUUGUCAUGUCAUAAAAAGCAUCCCGCAUUCACCAGACAGCCUUUAUUUUCUUCAAAGCCAAAAAUGUUCUCUUUUUGUUGCAUAUAAAUACAAGUGCUCUGUUUUCAGGACAAACAAAGAUGUUCUCUGCUGGUAAAAAUCACUUUUAGUCUUUUAUAAUUAUAAAGGUUUACUAGAAUCUUUUGUUCAAUUAGAAUAUUUGUUCACAUCUGUUCUUUGUCAGUUUAUGCUAGAUCAUUGUAUUUUGUUCAGGUUAAUUCAGGUUUGUGCCUUUAGGUAGUUUGUCUUGGUUUUCCUUGCUUGUACCUGAAGAAGAGAAAAUUGGAGAUGGUCUUUCUUUAUACCUCAAAGGCAGUAUUUUGUUGUAUUUUUUAAGUUUCUUGGAUACAUUGCUAAUAAAUUUUCCAUGAGUUUUCCUGUCA
This is a messenger RNA of Clupea harengus (Atlantic herring), 3632 nucleotides long. RefSeq lists its product as uncharacterized. The record is from RefSeq and is a predicted model, not a curated record. Gene Ontology annotation, biological process: regulation of DNA-templated transcription. Gene Ontology annotation, cellular component: chromatin; nucleus. Gene Ontology annotation, molecular function: DNA binding; transcription coregulator activity. Lineage: Eukaryota; Metazoa; Chordata; Actinopteri; Clupeiformes; Clupeidae.